Molecule: messenger RNA, 894 nt
Organism: Spodoptera littoralis (African cotton leafworm)
Lineage: Eukaryota; Metazoa; Arthropoda; Insecta; Lepidoptera; Noctuidae
Source: the annotation of a GenBank genome assembly
AAUUUCUUUAUUACCUUUUAAAUAAUUGUUAUGGAGGACACUCAGGAAAGUGUUACUGAUCCUCAAACAGAAAAUCAACCUGAAGUUUUGAAUGAAGAUGAAAAAGUAUCGCGGAAAAGAAAACUAGUACUAUUUCUAAGUGUUCAUUGGCGCGGUAUAGUUUGCUUGGUCACUCCUUUAAUAUUUAUCGCCGUGCUUGCACCAUUUCCUCCAAAGAAGUAUCAAUGGUGUGCAUACACCCUUCUUAUAAUGGCUGUCUUCUGGGUAACCGAAUGCAUUCCCUUACCUAUAACAUCGUUUCUACCUAUAGUGAUAUUUCCUAUGACUGAUGUAAUGGACACACGUACGACAUGUAUGUGUUACAUGAAUGAUACUAUUCUUAUGUUUUACGGGAGCAUGGUGCUUGCAUAUGCCGUGGAGCAAUCAGGAUUGCAUAAAAGACUAGCACUCUCUGCUAUAAGACUAAUCGGUUACUCUCACUACAGGUUGUUGUUAGCAAUGUCACUUACAACGAUGUUCGUAUCAAUGUGGAUCACUAACACUGCCGCAACUACUAUGAUGGUGCCUAUAAUAUUCGCUUUGUUAAAAGUGUUUGAAGAUCUCGACUUGAUAUCUACUUUCGAGGAAGACAGUAAUGGUGACUUAACAGCUUCAGACAUAACGACUUGCUAUUUUUGUGGUGCUUCUUUUUCAGCUACAAUAGGUGGCAUUGGUACUCUGGUGGGCUCUGCAACUAAUUUAGUUUUCAAAGGACUAUAUGAAAGGGCGUUUCCAUCGGCACCGGAUUAUUUAUCAUUUCCCAAGUAUUCAGCAUUUUCAGUUCCAUUCAUGUUGGUAUUAGAAGCAGGAUUAUAUUUCACAAUGGUUGUGAGAUUUUUUGGAUUUUUAAGGUGA